Messenger RNA from Lepidothrix coronata (blue-crowned manakin), 1923 nucleotides. It is a transcript of the gene FNDC4, whose product is annotated as fibronectin type III domain containing 4. The record is from RefSeq and is a predicted model, not a curated record. Gene Ontology annotation, molecular function: protein binding. The transcript has 6 exons. The coding region runs from base 66 to 719 and encodes 217 amino acids. Lineage: Eukaryota; Metazoa; Chordata; Aves; Passeriformes; Pipridae.
CCGCGGCGCAGGGAGCCGGGCCGGUGCCAGGGCUGCCGCCCGGCCGGGCCGCAGCCCCUGCCGCCAUGGCCCGCGUCUCGGCGCUGCUCAGCCCCGUCCUGGUGCUCUUCGGCUGCGACCUCUGCCUCGUGCGAGCCAACAGGCCACCGUCCCCUGUCAACGUGACUGUGACACAGCUGAAGGCAAACUCUGCCACAGUCUCCUGGGACGUCCCAGAAGGAGAUGUGGUCAUCGGCUAUGCCAUCCUACAGCAGCGGCAGGACGGGCAGAUGCAGCGCUUCAUCCGGGAGGUGAACACCACCAACCGUGCCUGCGUGCUGUGGGACCUGGCAGAGGAUGCCGACUACAUCAUCCAGGUGCAGAGCAUCGGCCUGUAUGGGGAGAGCCAGGCCAGCAAGCGUGUCCACUUCCGCACCCUGAAGGAGACUGACCGCCUGCCUUCCAACAGCUCCAACCAAGGUGACAUCACCAUGGAAGGGCUGGACAAAGACCGGCAGCUGCAGACAGGCGAGAUUAUCAUCAUCGUGGCUGUGCUGCUCAUGUGGGCCGCGGUGAUUGCCCUGUUCUGCAGACAGUAUGACAUCAUCAAGGAUAACGACUCCAACAACAACAAAGAGAAGACGAAGCCAUCCUCAGAGCACAGCACACCUGAGCGACCGAGCGGAGGGCUGCUGCGGAGCAAGAAGAAAUCUCCCUCGGUCAAUAUCAUCGAGGUGUAAGUGCAGCACCAGCUCUGCGUCUGGGGUCCUGAGUGUCCUGCUAGAGCCAAAGCAGGCCUUGGAAGAAGAGGCAGCACCAGGCGCCCAGCCUGGAACUCAGCAUGCGAUGAUCCACGUAUCAGAACUCCCACUUUCCCGAGGGCACCUGUCCGGGGAUGUGCCUGGAGCUGGCUCCCAGUCGUGCAUGCAGAGUGUGGCCCUGCCCAUCCCGCACCCUGGCCCCGCUCCCUUGCCGCUGCGGAGCACGGAGCUGAGAGCGGGUGGGGGUCCACACCACCGGCUGGGGGGGAGCUGAGGGGAGCCGAGGGGGCAGUGCACUGGCCUGAGGGUGGCCACGUCCCUGGGCACCGGCUUGGUCAAAGCCCUGGGUGCAGCCGUGGCACUGGACGCCUGCCUGGUGUCAGCCCGGGACAGACUUUGCUCUCAGCUGCCUGUCUGGGCUUGGGGGGCUGCCUGUGGAGGACGGGAGUUGCUCCCCUCUGGGCCCUGAGGCUGAGGGGAUGGGGCAGUGCAGGCAUUGCCCCAGUGCUACCAGGGGAGCUGUGGCCAGGUGGCAGGAGUGUUUGUCUGUGGGGCUGGGCCCAGCCAGCACAGGGGAAGAAGAGUGGAUUGCUGCUGGAGAACAGGGCUCCACUGCACUCUGUCAUGGCCACACAGGGACUUCGAGGCCUCUCUCUACUACAGAGGACAAAGACACAAAUGAGGAUGAGAAGUGAGUACUGGCACAGUGCCUGGGCAGGGAUUGCUAGUGAGAGCCCCACAGAGCUGGGAGAGUGGGCAGUGCCAGGGCAUGGCUGUGGCUGCACCGUGUCUGUAGUAGGGCUCAAAUUCAGGCUAUUUGUGGGGAGCUGCUGAGCACUCUGUGAGCACAAUGCCUGUGCUGCCUGGAGGAGGCAAUGUGGUGAGGCCUGCAAGGUCUCAGUUGGAGGGAACAGGAUGAUACAAGGAGGCUCUCUGCUGCCCUGGCUGCUGCUCUCCCUCCGUGCUCUGCUCUGCAGCCUGCCAUGUGCUGGCCCUGCAGCCCUGGACUCAAGCAUCACAGGAUCCAGCGUCUUCCAGGAAUAAACCUCCCAAUAAAAGCACUUUCAGGACUCUUCCUUCCAGGUGCUGCUCAGCUCCUGCUGCAGGACUAGGUGGGGAAGGGAUGGGAUAAGUGACUCCUGUGGCAGGGUCUUUUCAAUAAAAGCAUCCUGGCUCAAAGGCA